Messenger RNA from Frieseomelitta varia, 3146 nucleotides. RefSeq lists its product as uncharacterized. Gene Ontology annotation, molecular function: olfactory receptor activity; odorant binding. NCBI's taxonomy places the organism in Eukaryota, Metazoa, Arthropoda, Insecta, Hymenoptera, Apidae. The coding region runs from base 444 to 3071 and encodes 875 amino acids. Gene Ontology annotation, biological process: detection of chemical stimulus involved in sensory perception of smell; sensory perception of smell. The transcript is spliced from 11 exons. The record is from RefSeq and is a predicted model, not a curated record. Gene Ontology annotation, cellular component: plasma membrane.
UUCAAUCUUUUUUGAGAAAAAAAAAAGAGACAUACGUGUUGUACAUACGACGAAUGCCGUUGCCUAAUUGUACUUUUCGGCUUCAAACGUUUCCACUUGUGCCUAGAGAGCGGGGAACUGCCAAUGAGCAGUAUCCUCGAUCGUGCAAAAUGACAAUUAUCGAAUUUACUUGUUACUUUUCAGGAAAGGAUAGACUGCAGAUAUAAAAACGACGUAAAAAAAAAAGAGAACAAGAACAAAACUUCGUGUCCAGAGAGAAAGUUUUAGACUCUAUGGUAUCAACGUUGCCUAUAAUUUCAGAUGUUCGUUACACUGAUGAGUAAUAAUCGAUUCAAAGCUUUGUAACUGAUGCACGCACGCGAUACUACAAGCGUAAGCUCGACAACCGUGCAAUCAAUGCUACCCGGUUGUUAUGGACAGUCGUUCUCGUGCUGUCAACGAACAUGCAUCCUCCUGUUCGGAAUCACACCGAUCAACCGCGAAAUCCAAACUACGAGAAAGAUAUUAUUUACGUGACGAAAUACCUCGAGUGGAUUUUAAAUGUCGUCGGCAUAUGGCCAGCAAUGUUAACAGGAAUCGGGAGAUUUUUACCAAAAAUCUCCAUGGUACUAAGUAACUUUCUGCUCGUUUUCUUCGAAGUGCAGUGCGUGCUACAUAUUACAUUCGAACAGAAAGAUCCAAUGUUAAGAAUGAGAAUCCUAGGAUUGGCUUGCCAUUCCUUAGUCUGUCUGCUGAAGUAUUGGGCACUGACAAUGCGCAAGUCAAGGAUCAAGUUCUGUAUCGAAGAAGUGUAUACAGACUGGAAACAGGUGGAACUUCAAACAGAUCGUACAUUGAUGCUAAAAUAUGGGAAGAUCGGAAGGAAUCUGACUAUAUACUGUGCUCUAUUCGCGUACUGUGGUAACAUAUUCUACGUCACAAUUUUGCAAUAUGCGAUAGGAUCGCAAAUAGAUGAUGAUAAUCGUACAAUCAGAAUACUAAUGUACCCUAUGUAUAGUGGGCUCCUCGACGUCCAAAAAAGUCCUAUCUACGAAAUCGUGUACGUUCUUCAAUGUAUUGCCACGCUUAUACUCAAUACCAUGACGGCAGGUUGUUGCGGAUUGGCUGCACUUUUCGCAACACACGCCUGUGGACAGAUCGACGUCAUCAUGUCACAGUUAGACGACCUGGUCGAUGGGAAAUUCUUCAACAAAGAAUAUAAUUCGAAUAAUCGACUGACGGAAAUCGUGCAACAUCAUAUAAGAAUAUUAAAAUUCUCUGCGACGGUCGAGACUGUUCUGCAGGAAGUGUGCUUCUUCGAAUUUAUUGGCUCCACGUUUGUAAUAUGCUUCCUUGAGUACUAUUGUAUAACGGACUGGCAGCAGAAUAAUAAAUUUGGCGUGCUGACGUAUGCGGCGAUACUAAUAUCCGUCACGUUCAAUCUGUUCUUGCUGUGCUAUAUUGGCGAUUUAUUAAUAGAAAAGAGCGCCAACAUUGGAGUGUCAUGUUGCAUGAUCGAUUGGUACCGUUUACCAAGUAAGACAACUCAAGGCGUCAUUUUAAUUAUCGCCAUGUCAAACAGUCCGAUGAAAUUUACCGCUGGCAGAAUAGUUUACAUAUCUUUGGCUACAUUCGGAAAUGUCUUUAAAACGUCAUUCGCAUACUUGAAUUUCGUCCGGAAUGCCGUUAUUUUUGUAACAGAUGCACGCACGCGAUACUACAAUCGUAAACUCGACAACCGUGCAAUCAAUGCUACCCGGUUGUUAUCGACAGUCGUUUUCGUGCUACCAACGAACAUGCAUCCUCCCGUUCGGAAUCACACCGUUCAACCGCGAAAUCCAAACUACGAGGACGAUUUCAAUUAUGUGACAAAGUACUUGAAAUGGAUACUGAAUUCCAUCGGAGUAUGGCCAGCAAUGUUCAAGGGGAUCGGCAGAUUUUUACCAAAGAUCGCAAUCGUACUAAGUAACAUGGUGUUCGUUUUCUUCGAAUUGCAGUGCGUGCUACAAAUUAUAUUCGAUCACUCAGAUUCUUCAAAACUGAGAAUCUUAGGAUUGGCUUCCUAUACCAUGGUCGGUUUGCUGAAGUAUUGGGCAGUGACGAUGCGCAAAUCAAGAAUCAAAUACUGUAUCGAUGAAAUGAAUACAGAUUGGAAGCUGGUGGAACUCGAAAGAGAUCGUACGUGUAUGCUAAACUACGGGAAGAUCGGAAGAGAUCUGAUUGUAUACUGUGCUCUAUUCGCGUACUGUGGUAACGUAUUCUACAUCACAAUGCUGCAAUAUGCGAUGGGAUCGCAAGUAAAUGAUGAUAAUCGUACGAUCAGAAUACUAAUAUAUCCUAUGUAUACUGGCCAAAUGGGAGUCCAAAAUAGUCCCGUUUACGAAAUCACGUUUACACUUCAAUGUAUAUGCUCAAUGAUGAUGAACGCUGUAAUAUGCGGUUGCUGCGGAUUGGCUGCGCUUUCUUCAACACACAUCUGUGGACAAAUCGACAUCAUUAUAUCUCAGUUAGACGAUCUGGUGGAGGGAAAAUUUUCCAAGAAAAAUUACAAUUCGAACGCUCGGCUGAUGGAGAUCGUACAACGUCAUACAAAGAUUUUAAAGUACAAACACGAAGGUAAAGUAAACCGUUGUCUAUCACUGAUCAAAAACGCUAUCACACGCUAUUGCAGAUUUUCUGCGAUGUUCGAAACGGUUCUGCAGGAAGUGUGCCUUUUCGAGUUCGUUGGUACCACGUUCGUAAUAUGCUUGAUCGAGUACUAUUGCAUAUCGAACUGGCAACAGAACAAUAGACUCGGUUUGUUAACGUAUUCCAUGAUACUGGUAUCUCUAACGUUCAACAUGUACUUGUGGUGCUAUAUCGGCGAUCUACUAAUAGAAAAGAGUACUAGCAUUGGCGUAUCAUGUUGCAUGAUCGAUUGGUAUCGCUUACCGACUAAGACAACUCAAGGCCUCGUUUUAAUUAUCGCUAUGUCAAACACCCCGAUGAAAAUUAGCGCCGGAAGGAUAGUUUAUAUAUCUUUGUCUACUUUCGGAAAUGUUUUGAAGUCGUCGUUCGCGUACUUCAGUUUCGUCCGGAAUACCCUUAUGUAAUAAUUUAAUAGUCAUUGUGAUUUAGUUGACUAAAUAUCUAAUUGUAGAAUAAUCAAUAAAAAAAGUGUCGUGAAA